Molecule: messenger RNA, 7298 nt
Organism: Mercenaria mercenaria
Lineage: Eukaryota; Metazoa; Mollusca; Bivalvia; Venerida; Veneridae
Exons: 9
Coding region: 2205-6488 (1427 amino acids)
Molecular function (GO): protein binding
Source: RefSeq, a predicted model, not a curated record
UAUCAUUGUUACUAUUGCUUAUAUCUUAUUAUAACUUCACACAAAAAUUGUCCAGUAUACAAACAAUAUAUGUGUAGGGGCUGAGCCAAUUAUACCCAAGGUCAAGGUCACCAAGGUGUUAUACUUAGAUUUUUUUAAGGUAAAAGUUUUUCGGCAACCUUUGUUUUUCUGUCAUAUUUUUUGUUACUAUUGCUUAUAUCUUACUGUAACUUUACAUAAACAUUGUCCAGUAUACAAACAAAGUAUGUACAGGGGCUGGGCCCAUUAUACCCAAAGUCAAGGUCGCCAAGGUCUUAUACUUAGGUUAUUUUUAAGGUUAAAGUUUUCGGCACCAUUUCUUUUUCUGUCAUAUCUUUGUUACUUUUGCUUAUAUCAUACUGUAAGUUCACAUAAACAUUGUCCAGCAUACAAACGAAGUAUGUGUAAAGCCCAUUAUACCAAAGGUCAAGGUCACCAAGGAGUUAUACUUACAAUUAUUUUCAUGUUGUUUUUUUUCGAAAGCUUCGUUUAUAGACAUAUCUUUGUUACUUUAAAAGAUAAUGACUUGAAAUUAAAAGUAUUUGUUUAUAAUCAUCUGCAUGUGUGGCUACGUACCCCAUGACUCUAAUUGUGUUUUUGACAGAAUUAUGCCCCUUUUGUUCUUAAACUUUUUUGCAAUCUUCCCUUUCUGGAUACUACUUUAAUGCAAUAUAAGAUAAAGACUUGAAACUUAAAAUGUAUCUUUAUCAUUAUCAUCUGCAUGUGUGGUAACAAUCCCCAUAACUCUGAUUUACAUUUUUGACCAAUUUAUGCCCCUUUUAUACUUAAACUUUUUUACAAACUUUGUUUUCUGGACAUAAAUUUGGUACUAUAUAAGAUAAUCACUUGAAACUCAAAAUAUAGCUUUACCAUCAUCAUCUGCAUGUGUUGUAGCAAUCCUAAUAACUCAGAUUUGUGUAUUUGAUGGAAUUAUGCCCCUUGGUUUAUCUUCCUUUUAAAGUAGAGGUCUCUUAUUCAGACAUAUAUUCAUUUUACUUUCAAGUCCCCGAAUAGUGGAGCGCGCUGUCUUACGGACAGCUCUUGUAUCAUUUUGUAAUUACUGUGAAAUAUUUAUCUAGUAGGACCUUUUUCAUUACUUUGAUACUGACAGAUACUUUUUUAUUUUUUUAAUUAUCCAGUGUGUCUAAUCUUUAAGUCUAAAUUACUGUUUUGUCAACAGCUAUUGAAUAACCGUUACUGUCAAAAGGUUCUUGGUAUUCUCAUGAAUUUCCCAAGUUGCCUGUUUUGUUAUCACAGCAGUGUUAUUUUGUCGUGUGGUGGAAAGUCUCCCCGUAUAUUCCACCAGAGCCUCUAUAGAUCGUUGUGCACGACGAGUAUACAUUGUAACACAGUUUGAUUUUUCAGUCUGACCAUUUUGGCUAGUGUGAUUCUACUACAUACGCUUAUCGUUAUUUAAUCACCCCUGAUAUUUUAUUUGAACUCGGUGUAUUUUUCAAGGUACGAUGUACACCCACCGCUGAAUAAAUCUGCGGAUAUUGUAUUUUGCUCUUUUAACGUAUACAAAUGUUCUGCUUACCAGGGACUAGAGAGCGUAUGCGGUUGCAUGAAGUUCCACUACUGUCCAUGAACAGGCUCAAUACAUUUUUGUAGCCUUGGGUUUCCUGUGGUUUUCCGCUAUUUUUUUUUUUUAUUUUGGUUAUACCAGUAAUUAAUACCAAAUGUCUGCUCGUAAAGCAUGAAGUUUGUAAUAGAAAAUAAAGAUAUUACGGUUAGCAAGGUGCUAUACAAAGAAGUGAGCUUGAGACCUUCACCCCCUUUCCCUGGUCCCCAAAUUAAAACUAUACUGAUCAAUCAUAUGUGUGCUUUUAUCUAAAAGUCUUCUUGUUAUAAGUGCAUUUUGAGCUAGUUAGUUAUGCAAACAUUAUUGAUGUUAUGCUUUCAAAACAUUUUACAGAUUAAACAAAAAUAAAAUUCAAAACGUUGAGUCUAUUCUUUUUUCAGCGACUGACCACGCUGGCAACUCUGCAACGUCAGUGUCACACGAAUAUAUUAUUGACACUUCACCGCCUGUUCUUGGCGAAAUACAAACUGGCAUUUAUGAUUUGUAUCACGGAAAUAUUGUGUACAUAAACAAGGACGAGAUAGCGGUACAUUUAUCGGGAUUUAAGGAUGAGGAAAGCGGUAUAGAUCAUUUCGAACUUGGGCUAGGAUCUAAACCUUUCCUUAUGGACAUUCUGCCAAAAGCUGUUUACCAUGAUGCCUUAAUUGAUCUAGAUCUGAGUAGUAUAAGCAUAUCAGACGGACACAUUUACUACAUAGUUGCAAUGGCUGUGAACAGAGCUGGGUUAGCGUCGGAACUUGCAACAUUGAAAUGCAUUGCUGACAAGACUCCUCCAAUCGGUGGUCAUGUCUUAGAAGGAUAUUGGAAAAAUGAGAAAGAUGACGAUUAUCAAACAGAUCUGAGUCAUGUCAGUGUAUACUGGAAGGGUUUUGAUGACUCUCACAGUGGAUUGGCGUAUUAUCGAGCUGGGCUCGGAACAAAGGCCUAUUUAGAUGAUGUUGAACCUUUAGUUGAUGUUGGCUUAGUCGAUGAUAUCGCUUGGCAUACAGAAUUCAUUAUUGGACAGAAGUACUAUACAACAGUCGAAGCAUGUAAUAGUGCCGGUCUCUGUGUUACCCGUGUAUCGGAUGGCAUUGUAAUUGACAAUUCACCGCCAAUACAAGGACUUGUGCAGAUUGGAUCAGAUGAGUUUCAUCGCAAAUUUCAAUCACAUACGUCUUCUGUACAUGUCAAAUGGGCAGGUUUUGAUGAUCCACAGUCUGGCAUAGAUCACUAUGAUAUGUGCAUUGGAACCAAACCCGGAAGCUGCGAUAUUUUACCAAACAUGAACUGUUUGUUACAGUCUAAUGUCAUCAAAACAGGACUUAGUCUUCCUCCUAAAACUACUUUGUAUGCGAUGGUCACAGCUUACAACAGAGUUCGUUUGAAUGUCACGCAGAUAUCCGAUAGCUUUUAUGUCGAUGCAACACCACCUUUAAUGUCAAUCAAACCAAGAUUUUUGCUUGAAAACAACAAUAUCCCUGGAAAGAAAGGACAGUGGGAAAAAUCAGUUAUUAAAGUAUACUGGAAAUUUAAUGAUGACGAAAGUCCAAUAACACAUCAUGCUGUCACACUUAUGACACAUCACGAAGGACACACCCCAGUUGAGCAUGUACGUCUUGGAUCAGAAAAUGAACUUACCAUACAUCUAGACGGCAAAUCAUGGCUUCAUAACGGAGAUAAGUAUUUUGUUACCGUUACAAGCUGCAAUCUAGCAGGUCUUUGUUCUUCCGAAAGAAGUGAUGACAUCCUUAUUGAUUCAACUCCACCACAUCUCGGUGGUUUUAAACCACCAAUGGUAUGGGAAAAUCUGAAUUCCUCGUUUGGAGAAUUGAAAUCAAAUAUAACACUUACAUGGUAUGGAUUCCACGACCAGGAAUCUGAUAUCAAACGGUAUUAUAUAACAGUCAGUAAAACAUAUAGUGGUAACGAACUAACCAAAGGCGUCUCUACAGUUAACGCUGAUGGUUCUGAAAUUGAUCGCACAUAUUCCUUUCUUCUACAUGAAAGAUUAAAAGGAGACGAUACGCUGUUUUUGACGAUAUGGGCAGAAAACUCUGUUGGUUUAAACAGUUCAUUAGCACGCGUUUCGGUUACGGUUUUAUCCUCAUCAAGCUCACUAGAUAAUGCUAAGCUGAAAGGACCACUUGAACUUGAAAAACAUUCAUGUGAUAUCCAGUACUGCAAUAAAGAUUGCACUUGUGCUGUAAUUGGGAGACCGUGUGUGGAAGAAGAAUCAGCUGCCGUUCGUUGCAAAGAAUUAAAUGAGACUUUGAUGGGUCAAGCAAUACCUGACGUUGAAGUGUUUAAUGGAAUGAAUGAAAAGUCUCUUAAUAUUACCGCUUCCUCUGCAUGUUUAACUGGAAGUUGGAGAGUAAACGAGGGGAUGAGCAAUAAAACCAUUAAACGUUUCGAAUGGAGUAUGGGUUUACAAGACCAGCCUGUCGGAGAAGGGGUGUUUGAUUUGAAAAAUAAAAUACCGUGGAAUGAUGUUGGUUUGCAAAAGCAAAUUGUGCAUUGCUUACCUGAAAACAGAACUCUUAUUGCACGGGAAACCUACGUAAUCUAUGUCAGAGCUUGGUUUUCAAGGAAUACCUUUGCCAUUUAUCGGUCAGCUCCAAUCAAAGUUGACCAAACGGCGCCAUCGAUAGGACGAGGGCGAACUGUAAUAGACUCCAAUGAAUUAUGUAAUGUAGAUUUUGAUGUUAUAGAUUGGAUGGAUACCAUUACUGCAUGCUGGUCUGACGUCUUCUUUGAACAUCAAGGGCAUAUUAUAUAUUACAUGAUAUCCUUAGGAACAUACCCUUUUGGAGAUGAUUCACUAAGACGAAUAAACGUUGGAUUGAAUACCAGUAUUACUUUAACAAACAUUUCAUUGUCGCAUGGUACAAAGUAUUUUUUCUCUGUUACGGCAUACAAUAACGUUGGCUUGCAUUCAUCUGCUUUAUCAGAUGGUUUCGUUAUUGACAUGGAUAUACCUGCUACCGGCGUCGUUUUUAACUCAUUGAAACAUAGAAACACCGCAUAUCAGUCGUCUGUCUCAUCAAUCGGUAUAUCAUGGCACGGAUUUCAAGAUGCAUUUUCUGGUAUACAAAAUUAUCAUGCCGCUAUUUCUGAUAUGCCGUACGAAAACGAAAGUAUGAACACCAUAAAUACUGGCCUCCAAACAAGUUAUUUGUUCCAAAAUCUAGCAUUAGAGCACGGGAAAACCUAUUACGGGCUAGUUAAAGCAGUUGAUAAAGUUGGACAUGUAAGUGCACUAGCUGUGUCAAAAGGUGUAUUUAUUGAUACCACUGCGCCUGUUGGAUACAGAUGUGAGAAGUAUACAGAUAUCGGACAAAUCUCAAAAACUACAAAUGGAAAUGACGAAACAUUAAUUAAUAUACAGCAUACAUUUUCUUUGAAAAAGUUGUACAAAGUAAUUGUUAAUUUGGUUUCUGUUGAUGACAAUAGACCGAAACUUAAAAUUCAUAUAGGCCGAUUUCAAAUUUAUCUCCCUGCUGUAGAAGAUCACAAUCGGGUUUACCAUUUCAAACAUAGCUUCUUCGCUUCAUUUGCUGGACUUCAGAACAUAUCGUUAAAAUUAGAAAAUGAUGAUCAAGGAAAUAAGACGGUGAGCUUGAACUUGUUUGAAUGCAGUCAAGUUAUCGAAGACAGCAACGAAGCCAUACAACUGACACAAAUCUCUCGUUCCAAGAUAGCAGUACAGGUGCUUGUAACGGAUGAAGACAGCUCACUGAGAAAGAUUGAGUUAGGUGCUGGAACAACGGUCGAUGGUUUUCAGAUCAAACCGCUGUCAACAUUCUACCACAAACAUAACAUCCAUAUGAUUUAUACCCACGUCCCUCAUGGUACCCAAGUAUUUGUCACGGCCAUAGCAGAAAACAAGGCAGGACUUAGAUCGGUGUUUCACUCAAGAUCCAUCAUUGUAGACCACACUUCUCCUGUCUUUAACCAUCUUGUCGGCCAUAUUCAAAAUGUACAAGUUAAUUUGUCUGGAGUCCUUGAAAUACAGACAAUUGUUCAAGCAACUUGGGAUGUUGUUGACGAAGAAAGCGGAAUCAAACAAUGUUAUUGUUCUGUAGGUCAUGAACCAGGUUUGUUCGAUAUACAGUCAAUCUGGACCUCACAGUUGCUGACACACUGUGAAUCAAACAAACUUCAGCUGUCUCAUGGACAACGGUUACAUCUUAAUCUAAAAUGUAUAAAUAACAUUCAGUUGUCAACAAAAAUAUCUACGGAUCCUCUUGUAGCCUCAAUACAGAAACCAAACGCAUAUACUGCAGUAUUGGAUUUUGUGCCGCAGAAUGAAGAGUCUUCGGAAUACGUUUCUCAAGUGGGAUCAAAGUUCCCUGUACAAUCGAAUCAUACAUGUCUGUCAUUGAAAUGGCAUGGAUUUCAAGAUCUUUCUGGCAUUGAUCAUUACGAAUACCGUCUUUCUAAAACUGGACCUUCCUUAUCUAUUAACUGGACUGAAACUGACAGGGACGUCAUACAAGUAGCUGAUGUUAAUGUUGAGAGUGGUGAAAUCACUGCAGAAGUUAGAGCUAUUAAUAAGGGCUCAUUUAAAAGUGAGGCUAUUAAUGCUUCAAUUGUGGUCGCCAGAUAUGCUCCAAGAUUUACAGGACGCACAGCCAAGAUUAAAAGACGUGGCAAUUCUUUGAACGUUAGCUGGGCCGACGUUUUCCAAAGUGUCGAAGGUAUGCCGUUGUCGUACAGUCUUAUGAUAGGUACACGAAAAGGCUACGCCGAUGUACUCGAUAUGAAUUACAUCACUAGUAUGGAGUAUGAUGUAUCCGUACCUGAUUCAACGAUCAUUACCCCAAACCUGAAAGAAGUAUUUGUUCGAAUCACCUGUAUCUAUGCAACUGGACUGCGCGCGUCAUAUUAUACUAACUACAAGAUGUAAUUAUAGUGUCUGAUACAGUGAAUAUUCUGAACGUAACGAGUAGAAAAUGUGUGCUUUUUAAAUAAUUACUGAAAAGUGUUUUUAUACUUUUGAAUCAUUGAAUUAUGUAAAUAUAUUUUGCUUUAAGAAAUCUACCUAUAAUGAUGCAUAUGUUCACCCAUUUACUUUAAUAUCUUUUUCUAUGUAAAAUUACAAAUUGUCGUUUUCUAUAACUUUGUGUAACCAGAAUUUUCAUUAUUUUUUUUUUGUUUUGUUUUUUGUGUUUUUUUAUUAUUUUAUUUAUCUAUUUUUAAAGAAUAAUUUCUAUCAAGUCAAGUUGUAUUCAAAUAAUGGCAUACUGUUUAAUUUUCGGAUGCAAUAUAAAGUUUCCAUUUUAUUCUUGAUUUUCACUAUUCUAUAGAUUAUCAUAAUUAAUUCUGUUUCUUUAUAAGCAUGUAAACGUUUUACUCCCUUGCUGAAGCACAGGGUUGCAGGAUUACUUUGAUGCUUUAAAAUGCGUUACACAAAUUAAUUCUUACAAUUAAAUACUUUAACUCAUACACUUUUAAAUGAAAACUGUUCUUAAAGAACUGCAUGACCUCCUAAAAAGUUGCCCUGAAUUUAUUUUGUUCACCAUUUAUUUCAGUAAAUCUUAUAAGCUAUUAAAGGUGUACGCCAAAAUUCCAUGUAUGUGAUGGGCGAAAUUUUCCCAAUAACAGAAUUUCCUGGAGCUUUGAAUAUUGAAGGACAGAGUUAUCUGCCCUUGAAAACGAUAGUAUUGGCAAAACCUUGGAACAGUAAACCCGAAUUCUAGCGAACACCUUUACAUUA